AUGAACACAUUUCUGUCGCUCGUGGUGGUACUGCUACCUGCCGCUCUCGCAAUACAAGUGAUCUUCGAAAGCAUCGAACAUGACGAGGGAUUCGAUUUGUUCAAAACUGAGCUCCGAGUGCGCAAGUACAAUCGUACGAUGACCGUUGCUAAUGGAACGUUCGCGUGGAACGCCCCCGUUGACGAUAGCGAAGUGGUAUCAAUGGAGCUUUUCCAUAGUCCACUUGGCAAUCAACAGUUCAACUACUACCCGAUGAAAAUACCGACAUCCGGUGUGUGCCAGUUUAUGAAGACUAUUCACGACGAAUACUCCGAAUACUUGAACAACAUUGCCAACAUGCCACCCCUAGACGAAUGUCCGAUUUUACCUGGGAAAGUGACGUUCCAGGACAAGGUUUUUCCAUCGAAAGCGGUUCCGCAAAUGUUACCAACAGGACUUUGGAAGGCAAUCGUAUUCGCUAAAGAGAAGGAUGCCAUAGUCGGUCGUUUUACGGUGGUUGUUAAAGCAUACAAUGACAAUUACUUUUGA
This is a messenger RNA of Anopheles aquasalis, 528 nucleotides long. RefSeq lists its product as uncharacterized. The record is from RefSeq and is a predicted model, not a curated record. NCBI's taxonomy places the organism in Eukaryota, Metazoa, Arthropoda, Insecta, Diptera, Culicidae.